This is a messenger RNA of Entrophospora candida, 263 nucleotides long. The record is from the annotation of a GenBank genome assembly. NCBI's taxonomy places the organism in Eukaryota, Fungi, Glomeromycota, Glomeromycetes, Entrophosporales, Entrophosporaceae.
AUCUUAUGACAAGAAUAGGAUUACAAGAAAAACAAAAAAUGGAAAACAAACAAAUUGAAAGAAUUGUUAAUAAAGAAAAACUUGAAUUAAAUCAAAUAAAUGGGAUGGAACUAUAUCCGGAAGGAAAGAAAAUUAUUAAACAGAAUAAUAAGAUGAAUAAUCAAAUAAGAAAAAAUAACAAGCGAAAGAAAGAAGAUAAACAGAUGAAUAAUCAACCACCAAAGAAAAAGAAAAAGAUUACUAAUCCAAAAAAGAAAAAAUAA